AUGCCGAUCGAUGGUAUGGGUGAAAGUUACUAUUCGAUAAUUGCACCCGGUGUUAUAAAAUCCAAUCGAAAAUAUACGGUAAUGGUGUCGCUGCACGAUUCUUUGGAACCGGCAAAAUUUAACAUCCGUAUAGAGGGACCCUACUACCAUAUGAGCAAUGAUGCCUAUUUGCAGCCGCAUGAAAGCAAGUUAAUUGUUUUUAUACCUCAAAAACUGGUUCAAGGUCCACAUAAACUAGUCGUCGAAGGGAUUCAAGAACCGAUACGGGUUGAGGUGAUGGAUGGUGCCAAAAAUCGUAUCAAACAAUUCAAGGAUAUAAAACUCGUAAAGGGCCUCUACACCAGCAAAUUUCAACUAUCCGAAUAUCCGGUUCUAGGUGAUUGGUAUAUACGGGUAUUUAUCAGCGGCAAAUACGAUUACAGUGAACAGAAGCGUAUACGUGUCCUGAAAUAUGUCCUCCCCAAGUUUAGUGUCUACAUUAAAACCCAAUUAUUUUUAACUCGCGAUAUGGAUCGCAUUAAGGCCUUAAUAUAUGGCCGAUACACCUUCGAUAAAUAUGUGGAGGGUAAUGUAACGGCUCGACUAAUCGACAAUGUUCGCAAUAAAAUUCUACAGGAAAAACAGGUUGUGGUUAAGGAUACGGUCGGUGUUGAAUUCGAUCUCAGCGAUCCGGAUUUAUUGAAGCUGUAUGGCUUUAAGCUACAGGUUGAAUUAUCGGAAAAACAUACGGGUAUGACAAAGAGUGAAGAGGUUUUUAUGUCACUGCAUGAUGUGCCAUAUAAUAUUUAUGUCUCGAGCGAUUCUAUACAAUUCGAAAAAGGACGACCCUAUCGUUUGACAGCCACUGUGAAUUAUUGGAGUGGUGCACCGGUUUUGGAUAAGUCAAUGCCGGUCGUAAUGCAGCAUGGCGAUAAGGAAUACAGUGCCUAUUUAAAUUCGAAGGGAGAGGCCAUAUUUGAUUUCGAUCAUGAUGAGAAUUCCGAUCAUUUAUUCCGCUUUGGGAAUGCCACCUUUAAAUUGUCCAAUAUUUUUGCCGAUGAUUCGUUUGGCAAUAAGACGGAAUCGUAUUUUACAUUGGGGCUGAAGGAUGAGAGCCUUCCUCGCCUGGGUAAACCCGUGGAACUUGUGGUAACAUCCACUGUGGAAAUACCCUAUCUGGUUUACACAAUUAUGGGUCACUCGAAUAUCAUCCAUGCUGAUCGCAUUACAGUGCCUGGCCGCCAAAAAUCCCAUACCAUAGAAAUAAUACCAUCCAUCGAAAUGGUACCCUAUGCCUAUGUGUAUGUUCAUUAUAUUCAGGACGGGAUUUUGCGUUAUGAGGAAAUUGAGCUGGAAUUUCCAUUGGAUUUCGAAAAUCAAGUUACCGUCGAUGCUCCCAAACAAGUACAUCCGGGUCAAGAAGUCACUCUCGAAUUGAAGGCACAACCAAAGUCGUUGGUUGGAAUAUUGGCUGUUGAUUUGGGUGUAUAUCUCUUGGAUCCCUCGUACGAUCUCAAACGUAUGGACAUCUUGCGUUCAUUAAUGAAUGAUGUCUCAUCGUUGCCAUUUCGGGCUUUGGUCUAUCCGGGCCUAUUAUCUGGGGUUAUUACCUUUACCAAUGCUCAUUAUGCAUUUGUUCCACUGCAUGCCCAUACUGCGGUCAGUCCCGCUGGGGUCAAUCCUCUUAAAUUCCGUCAAAAGUUUCCGGAAACAUGGAUUUUUCAGAAUUAUGAAAUCUCUGACAAUAUAACCGAGAUAAAAUUGGAGAUACCCGAAACAAUUACCACCUGGCGGAUCACCGCAUUUUCGCUAAACGAAAAAACCGGUCUUGGCAUAGUUAAAGGACCCACCGAUAUAACCACAAUACAACCGUUUUUCAUUAGCCUCAAUUUACCCUAUUCCGUGAAACGGGGUGAAAUUGUGGCCAUACCAGUCCUCGUACACAACUACCUCGAACAAGAAGUUGAAUCGGAAAUUACUCUCUACAAUGAGGCUGGAGAAUUUUAUUUUAUGGAUACAAUCAUCUUCAAUCCCAAACGAGGUUCGGAAGACAAGAAACGGGCAAAGAGGCUUAAGGUUCCUGCAAAUAGUGUUGGCAGUGUGGCCUUCCUUAUCAACCCCAAACAAGUUGGAGAGGUGAGUUUGCGAGUGGCUGCCACAAAUUCUCUAGCCGAAGAUGGUGUAAUACAAAAACUUCGUGUGGAACCGGAGGGAAUGAUUAAGCGGCACACAAAGCCUUUAUAUAUCAGUGCCUCGCCUGGAGAGAAGACAAAGGCCACUUUCCACAUAAAUAUCCCCCGUGAUGUUGUACCACAAUCGGAGUUCAUUACUCUCUCGGUGAGUGGCAAUAAUAUGGCUCCAACGCUCAAGAACCUCAAUGGGUUGGUUUUAAUGCCCACCGGUUGUGGCGAACAAAAUAUGGUAAAUUUUGCACCGAAUGUUUUGGUUCUACAGUAUUUGAGGGCGACGGGAAGAUAUUUUAAGGAAAAGGAGCUGGUGGCAAAGGCCAGAAAUUUCAUUGAAGUAGGUUAUCAGCAACAGCUGUCAUAUCGCCAUUCGAAUGGAGGCUAUAGUGUAUUUGGUCAGGCGAAUGAUGAGGAGCCAAGUACAUGGCUCACCGCAUAUGUGGUGAGAUUUUUUAUCAAGGCUACGAGAUAUUUACCCAUGAUGGAGGCUCAUAUUAUCGAUUCGGGUCUAACAUAUUUGGCCAGUACCCAGCGUAGUGAUGGUAGUUUCCCCUAUACCGGUUAUCUUUUCAAUCCGGCUCAACAGAAUCGUUUUGGUGGUGCGGCAUUUAUUUUGAUGACAUUCUUGGAGGAUAAGGGUAAUACGGAUAUUUAUGCCCUUUCCAUAAUCGCCGUGGCCAUGCAAAUGGCUCAACAUGCCAAUGCCACAAAAAUCCUCGAUAAACUUGAAGAACAAAAGCAAAGAUCCGAUGGUCGCAUAUGGUGGUCACAAAAUGAUCAUGAUCAUGCCAAAGAUGUUGAGAUCACUGCCUAUGUCCUGAUGGCCCUUUUGCUGGAAAAGCAGACCCGAAAUAUUCGAGAAGAGCAAGAAAUUUUCAAAUGGCUGGCGGAACAACGUAAUGAACGUGGUGGCUUUAAAUCGACACAUGAUACCGUUGUGGGUCUGCAAGCAUUGGCGGCCUAUUCGGAGAAAUAUAAUACCUUAGACUCGUUAAAUUUACGAGUAAAAUAUUUUGCAACUAAUUUCCGCAAACAAAAAUUGAAAUCCGGCGAACUGCAGGUGGAUGGAAAUAAUGUGAUGAUUUUACAGAUGGAAGAGUUCCCCAAAUACACCCGCUGCAUAGACGUAGAAGCCUCCGGUUCGGGUAAUGCCUUGCUGCAGUUGUAUUAUCAUUACCACAUCAGUUCCGAAGAUGAUUUCCAACAUUUCCGCAUUAAUCCCAAGGCGAAAUUGGUAAAUCCGGAAGAAUUGAAUUUGGAAAUUUGUUUCAGUUAUCGUCAGGAUGCUAACUCCGUUGCAGGUGGCAAUUCGACCGGCACAAAUAUGAUAAUUAUGGAGACUAAUUUACCCUCCGGUUUUACAACCAAUGAAGACUACGGUAAUGAAUUGCUGGAUAAUGAGCUGGUCGAUCGUAUAGAAUUGCGAAAUUCCGACACCACUUUGGUUAUGUAUUUUGAAAAGCUAUCAGCAAAUAUUGAUAAUUGUUUUACGAUCAUGGCUGAUAAGCUUAACGAUGUCCUACAGCGUAAACCGGCAUCGGUGGCUGUGUAUGAUUAUUACAAUAUCAGUCGUCAUGAUACGGCAUUCUAUAGUAUUUGA
Musca vetustissima is the source of this 3765-nucleotide messenger RNA. Its product is annotated as thioester-containing protein 1 allele R1-like. The record is from RefSeq and is a predicted model, not a curated record. NCBI's taxonomy places the organism in Eukaryota, Metazoa, Arthropoda, Insecta, Diptera, Muscidae. The transcript is spliced from 10 exons. Gene Ontology annotation, cellular component: extracellular region. The coding region runs from base 1 to 3765 and encodes 1254 amino acids. Gene Ontology annotation, molecular function: endopeptidase inhibitor activity.